CUAUAUAAAUGAGAAUAACGCGCUGACUUGAAAGAUUUAUAAUUUUAUGUAAUCCGGAAAAACGUUGUUGAACCGCAGCUUGAAUCCUUUUCGCAAAAGAAUUUGACAAUGGUUUUGAAAAUGCUUUUUUUUCUGUGGUUGAGUUGCUUAUUUUCUCUGCUACACAUCGCGCACGGAGAAAGGAGUUAUUCCUUUCCGGAGGAGAUGAAACGCGGAUCAAUUAUUGGAAAUAUCGCCAAAGAUCUUGGAAUGCAUACAGGUAUGCUGUCCAUCAGAAGAGCUCGCAUUGAAACGGAAGGGAGUGAUCAACAUUACUGUGACAUAAACGUGAGGAACGGGGAGCUGAUUGUGGCCGAGAGGAUUGAUCGUGAGGGCCUUUGUGGAAAAAAGCCUUCAUGUAUACUAAGGCAAGAGCUCGUUUUGGAAGAUCCAUUGGAGCUGCAUCGGAUCAGCAUUCACAUUCAAGAUAUCAAUGAUAAUUCGCCAGAGUUUAAGGGAGCUAAAAUUGAUUUAGAAAUUCAAGAGUCGACAUACAAGGGAGCUCGCUUUGUGAUUGAGGAGGCACGCGAUGCUGAUGUAGGACAAAAUUCAGUUCAGCAGUACAGCCUUGAAAAG
Molecule: messenger RNA, 615 nt
Organism: Cyprinodon variegatus (sheepshead minnow)
Lineage: Eukaryota; Metazoa; Chordata; Actinopteri; Cyprinodontiformes; Cyprinodontidae
Product: protocadherin gamma-B5-like
Exons: 1
Biological process (GO): homophilic cell-cell adhesion
Cellular component (GO): plasma membrane
Molecular function (GO): calcium ion binding
Source: RefSeq, a predicted model, not a curated record